UUAGCGUUAAUUGUUCGCAGUAUCAAUCAAGUGUUCGAUCAAGUAUUACUAACAUGAAGUGUUUUACCAUUUGCGUUUUCGUUUUUGCUCUUGCCGUUGUCGCAAGAGCUGAUGAGGACUUAGUAGCAUCGGCAUCAGAAAAUUCCGAAAAUACACAGGAAUUAUCGGGAUCAGCAAGUAGUCUAAGUCCGUGGCAAGAAAAACAUCAGGAAAAACGUUAUGUUGGUGGUUACGCUGGUGUUGGUGGAUAUGGCACAGGUUUAGAUGCAGUUGGUGGCUACGGUUCUGGUUAUUAUAAUCCAUACCAAUCGAAAUUAGGUUUGGAUGGCUAUGCUGGUUAUCCAGGCUAUAACGGAUAUUCUGGAGGCUAUGGCGGUUAUGGUGGUUAUUCUGGACAAGGCGGAUAUGGUGGUUAUGGAGGUUACACUGGUGGCUACACUGGUGGCUACAAUUCAUAUCCUUACAACUCCUAUUAUAAUCGCUUAAGUGGAGCUUAUCCCUAUGCUCGUCCUGGCUAUGGCGGUUAUGGCAGCUAUCCAUCAAGCUACUAUUCCAGCAAUUAUGGCAACAGCGUUAUUGGUGGUGGUUUGGGAGCUUUGGGUACACCCGGCUUCGUACCACCCGUGUCUGGUGCUGCCGGUUAUCAAUAUGGUCCCGGUAUUUCCGGAACUGUUUAUUAAAUAGAUAAAAACAGUAUUUUUUUAUUUUUCAAAUUUAGAAUAAAUUUUGAAAUUUUUUACAUAAUUUAAAUAUACACGCAUAAAUCUAA
Messenger RNA from Calliphora vicina (urban bluebottle blowfly), 769 nucleotides. Its product is annotated as keratin-associated protein 19-2. The coding region runs from base 54 to 680 and encodes 208 amino acids. NCBI's taxonomy places the organism in Eukaryota, Metazoa, Arthropoda, Insecta, Diptera, Calliphoridae. The record is from RefSeq and is a predicted model, not a curated record. The transcript is spliced from 3 exons.